ACUGUAUGACACUUCAAAGCAGCUCUGCUAUUUACCAGAAAAUAUUUCCGGGUCUGGACUUGUCACCAGCCUGUAGCAGCCACCUUGAGACAAUACGCAGAAGACUCACCACCAAGGGCCAUCCUAUGAUAAUUGUGAUGGAUGAAAUUGACCAACUCGACAGCAAGAACCAGACAGUGCUGUACUCACUUUUCGAGCUUCCACAACUAAAGAAUUCUCGGGCUACAAUUUUUGGAAUCGCCAAUGCCCUCGAUCUGACGGAUCGUGUGCUGCCCCAUCUGCAAGCAUAUGGUUGCAGACCGACACUGCUUCAUUUUGCACCAUAUUCCAUAGAUGAAAUAGUGGCCAUACUGGAUCGUCUUAAUGAGUGUCAUGCAGUCAUACAGCCUCAAGCCAUUCAGUUCUGUGCGCGGAAAAUUGCUGCUUGCACAGGAGAUGUCAGGAAGGCACUGGAUAUAUGCAGGCGAGCUGUUGAAAUUGUAGAACGUUCCGCCAAGACUCAACAGGUUCUAGUUCCACGGCCCGAACAUGGUUAUAAUCUCGGCUCUCCAAGAAGGCACCUCUCAAAGUUCAACAUGGCCCACAUCUCUUCUGUCCUGGCAGAUGUGUUUGGGUCCUCGGCAAUGGGCAGCAAGGACCUCAAUGCUACGUUGCCAUUGCAGCAGAAGCUUUUGCUAUGCACACUGGUGGCACUGCUUAAAGUCAAGAAGUUGCGAGAUGUUCUUCUUGGAAAGCUUCAAGAAGCUUACAUGCGCAUCUGCCAGAGACAUCAAUGCUCUACUGACCAGUCGGACUUCCAAUCCCUGAGCACCCUGCUAGAGUCAAGGGGCCUGAUCACUGUCAAGAGGCACAAGGAGCUCAGACUGAGCAAGGUGAGCCUUAGGGUGGAUGAGAAAGAAGUAGAGUAUGUCCUUCACGACAAAGCUCUUCUAGCAGCAUGCCUCAACGACAGUGCCAUUCUGUGAAGACUGUUAGGUGUCAUCAGAACUAUUGUGCGAUUGUUUUACCUGUGUUCAACCCUGCAUGCCUUGCAUGUUUGCAAAUGUCUUUCUAUUGUAGCACAUUAGUGGCAGCUGGAAAAAACUGUCAUCAAUUGCUGUUGUCUCUCAAUGUCAUGUUACAAUAGUUUUUCUACAAGUACACAGUCACUCAUAAUGUUAUCAUGUGCACUCAUA
Rhipicephalus sanguineus (brown dog tick) is the source of this 1175-nucleotide messenger RNA. Its product is annotated as cell division control protein 6 homolog. Gene Ontology annotation, molecular function: DNA replication origin binding. Gene Ontology annotation, cellular component: nucleus. Lineage: Eukaryota; Metazoa; Arthropoda; Arachnida; Ixodida; Ixodidae. The record is from RefSeq and is a predicted model, not a curated record. Gene Ontology annotation, biological process: mitotic DNA replication checkpoint signaling.